This is a messenger RNA of Girardinichthys multiradiatus, 1431 nucleotides long. Its product is annotated as peripheral myelin protein 22-like. The record is from RefSeq and is a predicted model, not a curated record. NCBI's taxonomy places the organism in Eukaryota, Metazoa, Chordata, Actinopteri, Cyprinodontiformes, Goodeidae. Gene Ontology annotation, cellular component: plasma membrane. The transcript is spliced from 5 exons. Bases 171 to 635 code for a protein of 154 amino acids.
CGCUGUUCUCAGACUGACUGGGUUGCGUGAGGCACAUCUGGAAUAGUAACUGCAGAGAGAGAGAGAGACGUGAGGAGCAGACGUCCUGCAAUCCUUUUCCAACUGUUCACUUCUCUUCAACACGCCCUUCUCACUGAAAACCUUUACUCUGCCUUCUAUCUGCAUCCAAAAUGCUGCUCAUCCUGUUCGGAGUCCUUGUUUUUCACCUCAUCGUUCUCAUUCUUCUCAUUGUGUCUACAGCAUCCAGUAAAUGGACUGUAGAAUCACAAGGACACUCCGAUCUGUGGUAUAACUGCCGCUCACAUUCUCAAGGCUACCGCUGCUCGCAGGCCAGCAAUGAAGAUUGGAUCCAGGCUGUGCAAGCUCUCAUGAUCCUGUCUGUAGUCUUCUGCUUCGCCUCCCUGAUCGCUUUCAUGUAUCAGCUGUUCAGACUGGUGAAGGGUGGGCGCUUCUACUUCACCUCCAUCUUCCAGAUCUUGGCGAGUGUGUUUGUGAUGUGCGGGGCAAUCAUCUACACCAUUAUGAGACCGGAUAGUCACAGACAGUACGGCUACGCUUACGUGCUGGCCUGGGUGGCGUUCCCUCUGAGUCUCUUCAGUGGCCUCAUUUAUCUCAUACUGAGGAAGAAGGAGUGAGAGCAGCAUCAGCGCGUGGAGGAAACAGAAGGAGUAUUUAGGAAGACCCUCAUCACAACAUCGCAUUGUGCCUAGUGCACCCACAGACAAUGAACUGACAUCCAAGUAAUACAGUUGUCUCACCACAUGUUGAAAGUAUCACAGCAACUUGUCUUGUGGAUUCCAACAAGAGAUUUUUUGUGUUUUUAUAUUUUGGUGACAAUUAAUUUUCCAACAUCCCAAAAAUAUCCACUGGAUGAGAAGCAUUGAGUCAUCCUACCUUCCUUCAGUGUGAAGAUGUAAAUAGUGUCUGUGGUUUUUAGACAUAUUUAUAACAUUGUUUUUUUACUUAUUUUUUGUACAUAGUGUUGUUGAGUUAACAUUGUCAUGCUCAUUGAUAGUGUGUCUCUUCCAAAUCAUGCAGCUGUACCAAAGAGAUGUCGCUUCAGCUUCCACUGUAUCAAGCUUUUAUCUAACUGUUUUCCCUUUCACUUCAUGCCAAAUGCUUUUAACAUAGUGCCUUACUUGCCUAAUAGAUGUGUGUAUGUAUGAAAGGUUAUAAAAAGAAAACAAAAAGAGUUAAUAACCUCUUGAAGUUUUUUUUUUAUUUGUCAUUUUUCUUGAUAUUUUAAAUAGAAAUGUUUUGAAUUUUGUAAUAUUAAAAAUGGUGCUUUUUUUUACACACUAUUUUGAUCCAUGCAUUCUUAUUUGUGCUGCACGUGUCUUUGCUUGUAAUUUGUUUGCUUUGUAAAAUUGUAACAUUUUUUUUUUCCCAUUUCGAAUAACCUGUUUGAAAUAAAUGUUUCUCCCGAGUAAA